Malassezia japonica is the source of this 2400-nucleotide messenger RNA. RefSeq names its product AMP deaminase (gene AMD1). The coding region runs from base 1 to 2400 and encodes 799 amino acids. The record is from RefSeq and is a predicted model, not a curated record. Gene Ontology annotation, cellular component: cytosol. The transcript has a single exon. Gene Ontology annotation, biological process: AMP metabolic process; IMP salvage. Gene Ontology annotation, molecular function: AMP deaminase activity. Lineage: Eukaryota; Fungi; Basidiomycota; Malasseziomycetes; Malasseziales; Malasseziaceae.
AUGAGCGCCUACGGGCGGUACCGGGCGCUGGACGGAUACGAGUCGCGCGAUGCGUCGCUGGAGCGUGCGCCUGGAGGCGCAUGGGAGCAGCAGGUGGCGCGAGAGGCAGUAGAGGAGGAGCUGGGCGACGACAAGAUCGAUGCGGUCGACGCCAAGCUCUCGGCGAUGGAUCUGGCCAUUGCGACCGAAGCCGCCGCGAGCCUCGGCAGCACGUCGACGAUGGGCAACGAGAUGCAGCUGGGCGACGACCAUGUGGUGAGCGAAAUUAUGCGCUUGCCGCACCACAUGCCGGCAGAGUGCGAGUCGCUCUUUGCGAAUCUCCAAAAAUGCCUCGAGCUGCGCGACAAGUACAUGGAUGUCAGUCUCCAGGGCAACCUCUUUGACGAUCCCAAGAACUGGGACGCGGAGUACUGCGAGGAGUGGGCGCGCGCUGCAGAUGUGCCGCUCCCCAAGCCCGAGGACCACGCCAAGGACGGGUCUGUGCAUGUCGACGGAUGUGCAUGGGACGACGAGCAGGAGCGGCCGAAGCCGUGGAAGGUGUAUCCCUGUCCUCCGCGUCCCCACUGGGAGCACUUUUCGCCUGCACCUGCGUCGUCAUUUGUCAUGCGCCCGAACGAGGAUGGGAAGCUGGUGGACCCGAUGCCGCCGGCGUCGGAGGCCAACGUCAUCGCUGCACAGCAGCUCCUGGAAAGCUGCGGCGGGAAGCCUGGCGUGUUCCGCAUGCAGGAUAUCGAGAUUCCGGGCGCGCACCAUAUCGGUGACAAGGAUAUGCACUUUGACGCGGUCGACGGCGUGUAUCAAGUGUGGUUCGACCGCCCCGAGGAGGAACAGCGUGGCCGCAAGGCGGAUACGACGCGGCGGUACGUGACCAAGGUCGCGUCCAGCGCCGAGUGGUUCCACGACCUGGAGUUUGUGCAGUCCGUCACGGCCGACGGCCCUGCCAAGACGUUUGCAUGGCGCCGCCUGAAGUACCUCGAAGGCAAGUGGAACUUGUACAAGCUCCUGAACGAGUACCGCGAGCUCGACGCGAUCAAAAAGGUGCCGCACCGCGACUUUUACAAUGUGCGCAAGGUCGACACCCACGUGCACCACUCGGCGAGCAUGAACCAAAAGCACCUGCUGCGUUUUAUCAAGGCCAAGAUCAAGCGGUACCCCGACGACCUGGUCUUGGAGCGCGGCAAGGACGUGCUCACGCUCCGCCAGGUCUUUGAGUCGCUGGGACUCACCGCGUACGACCUGAGCAUCGACACGCUCGACAUGCACGCGCACCAAGACGCCUUCCACCGCUUCGACCGCUUCAAUCUCAAGUACAACCCGAUUGGCGAGUCGCAGCUGCGUGAGAUUUUUCUCAAGACAAACAACUAUAUCAAGGGGCGCUACCUCGCCGAGAUCACCAAGGAAAUCACGCACGAUCUCGAGCAGAGCAAGUACCAAAUGUCCGAAUACCGCAUUUCGAUCUACGGACGCAGCCCGGACGAGUGGGACAAGCUUGCGGGGUGGGUCGUUGACCACCACUUGUUUAGCCCGAAUGUGCGCUGGCUGAUCCAGGUGCCGCGUCUGUACGAGGUGUACAAGGCGAACAACAAUGUCAAGAGCUUCCAGGAUGUGCUGCACAACAUCUUCAAGCCACUCUUUGAGGUGACGCAAAAUCCCCAGUCGCACCCCAAGGUGCACAUCUUUUUGCAGCGCGUCAUUGGCUUUGAUGUUGUGGAUGACGAGAGCAAGCCCGAGAAGCGCUUCCUGCGCCAGUUCCCGCCCCCCCGGCAGUGGAACUACGACCAGAGCCCGCCGUACUCGUACUGGCUCUACUACAUGUACGCCAACAUGGCGACGCUGAACCAGUGGCGCCGCCUGCGUGGCUUCUCGACGCUGGUCCUGCGCCCCCACGCCGGCGAGGCAGGUGACCCCGACCACAUGGCGUCUGCGUACCUGACGUCGCAUUCGGUCUCGCACGGCAUUACGCUGCGCAAGGUGCCUGUGCUGCAAUACCUCUUCUAUUUGAAGCAGAUUCCCCUGGCCAUGUCGCCGCUCAGCAACAAUGCGCUAUUCCUUGCGUACGAGCGCAAUCCCUUCCCCGAGUACUUCCGCAAAGGCCUCGUCGUGACGCUGUCGACCGACGACCCGCUGCAGUUCCACCUGUCGAAAGAGCCGCUGCUCGAAGAGUACAGCAUUGCGACGCAGAUCUACAAGCUGACGUCGACCGAUAUGUGCGAGCUGGCGCGCAACAGUGUGCUGCAGUCCGGCUGGGAGAUGGAAAUCAAGCGCCACUGGCUCGGCACGCACUUUUUCCGCCCCGGCCCCGACGGCAACGACGUGUCGAAAACCAACGUGCCCAACAUCCGCCUGCAGUACCGCAACGAGACGCUGAAGCAAGAGAUGGCGUUCAUAUGGCAGCAAUAG